Molecule: messenger RNA, 1728 nt
Organism: Colletotrichum lupini
Lineage: Eukaryota; Fungi; Ascomycota; Sordariomycetes; Glomerellales; Glomerellaceae
Exons: 11
Coding region: 1-1728 (575 amino acids)
Source: RefSeq, a predicted model, not a curated record
AUGGCGGCUUCUUGGAGCACAUGUACGAAUAAUCUUGGGAAAAAUGCUCCAGAUCAGCUCUAUGAACUGACCGUGAACUGGACGGUGAGGUGGUGGAAGUUGAAGGUCGGGCUGAGCCCCGGAGCGGACCCCGAAUACCGGCCCCACUCAUCCGUUACCCCAAAAGCCGGCUGCCGAGGUAACAUUCCGAGGGAUCGUGUCAGAACCAUAUCACUCUACCCAAAAUGUGAUGACAUUGACGAAACCUCGGAUUCAGGAAGCUCCCGCAGAAAAGCUUGUUCCAGAAGCAAGGUUCCUCAGGUAGGGCAGCUCUGCCCGCUGCCAAAAGGGUCGUUCCGCACUGAUGCAUUUUCGUCCGAGCACCCUCCUUUCCGAAAGAGGAGAGGAAAAGGAACGAAAAGUUGGAAUGGACAGGAUGAUUCCCUGGCUUUAGGGGACUACCGAUUGGCAGUCGGCCAUCCCAUUCCUUUCCCCAGCUUCCCAGAGCUUGAAGCUUCGAAGCAUCCCACCCCAAAAGCACUCACUCCAGAGCUGCAUGUUUCCAAAGAGCUCCCCGCACUCAGCGGGAUCAUCGACUUACUCGACAGCCUAGCGGUGUUCGUAUCACAAAGCGCAUGCUUUCGCAUCACGCAUUGGAUGCAUGCGCGACUUGCGUCUAGGUGCACACACGUGGCGCCAGUUGGCGCCGUCUCAAGAAAGUCAUCCAGUCUAGGUACAUUAGCAGUAUUACACACAUCUUACUACAGUAAAACAAUAUCUCCCUUUUGUCCGAAUAUGCACUUCAUUCGACGUCCCCAAGACAUCCCCAGUCUUCUUACAUCCUCAAUCUUGUUCACAUCCCCAGUCACGCUUCGUCGUUAUUCCUCGUCUAUACCUAGUCCGUCCGCUCAGCUACUGACCGCCAUUACCUCUUCAAACCUGUGCCUCCUGCGCAACCCUGUCCCCAGGAUAAGGGUAGCUGGGCGCGCAGGUAUCAAUUUACCCCAUAGACAAGGUCUCGGCUCGGCUUCCAACCCAACACCAGCCAAGCUCCAAACCCCAACCGCCCAAUCACAUCCCCUGACCCCAGAAAUCAGAUACCGCACCGCCCGCCGCCAACCUGCGUGUCCCGCAUGUCGCGUGUCCCGCUUCCCCCCUCCAUGUCUCCGUCAAAGCACCGUACCACUGCCCACUAGGUACCCAUCGCCACCGGUUCCAGACCAACACACCACCCACUCACACUGCCUCUACGUCUCGCUUCCGUCUCUCCCUAUUCGCAGCAGCAAUAUCUCCCUUUCCCUUUCCCUUGACCGCACCGCAAAACCCAUACCACGGCAUUCGUUCCUCACGUCAAAUUCCCCCCUCUUAGGAUUCCCAUCCCCGGUCUCCGCAGUUCCAGUUCCUUUCGGCACUAGUGACAUCUUCCCCGUCCUUCCCCAACAAAAACACUUUCCACCUGUCACCAUGCAACCCAAAGCCGCAAUGCCCGUCCCUCAGAUCCGCCCGGCAAUGUACGUCUUCUCCCCCUUCCUCGCUCACACACUCCCUCCCUCCCUCCUCCCAAAAAGCCGCCGACACUUCCCGCCGACAUCCUCCCGCCACCGAGGUCUCAUCGUCGUAACCGCAGCCGUCACAGCCGUCGCCGUAAGCUUCAGAUACACCGCCCUCUCCCGGAGAACAAACGACCAGAACCAGUGCUCCAGCAAUCCCUACUACGUCAGCGUCGACCGGAGCGGCGGCGGGAUCUAG